AUGUCGUCCUCCAAAGCGGCCACCGUCUCCGAGGCGGUCAAGGACACCCUCCUCGGCACCGACGACUCCUCCAAGCUGUCCGCCCCCAACCGCGCCAUCUUUGUCGCUAACGCCAAGCGCGAUGACUCGGGCGAGCUCUACAUGGGCCCAGAGGAGUUCAUCGAGGCCAUUGCGCCCAAGGACGAAGACUACCACAAGAUCCAGCGCGACCAGUACAGCAUCCUCUUCACCGUCGCGGAUCGCAAGGGUAACGGCAAGGUGACGCUCUCCGACUGGGCCGCCUUUGAGAACAUCCUCAGCAAGCCCGAUGCCGAGUACGAGAUUGCCUUCCGCCUCUUCGACGUUGCGCGCAACGGCUCCGUCAAGUAUGACGACUUCCGCCACCUUUACGAGCUCAACAAGGGUCCCGACAGCAUCCCCUUUGACUGGGAGUGUCAGUGGGCCAAGCUCUACAUUGGCGACAAGAGCAAGCGCCAUGUCCUGACGUACCAGGAGUUCGCGCAGAUGUUGCGCGGCCUGCAGGGCGAGCGCAUCCGCCAGGCCUUCCUCCUCUGCGACAAGGACGGCGACGGCUACGUCGACCCCGAGGACUUUGCGAGGAUCAUCCGCGAGACCGCCAAGCACAAGCUGUCCGACCACGUCCUCGAGAAUCUGACGACCCUGUGCAACAUCUCCUUGAGCAGCAGGAUCUCAUACGCCAACGUUCGGGCGUUCCAGAACAUGAUCAAGGAGAUGGACUUGGUAGAGCUCAUCCUGCGUGGCGCCUGCCGCAAGAGCACAGACGGCAAGAUCACCCGCUCGGAGUUCCUCAACGAGGCCGCCCGCAUCACAAGAUUCUCCCUCUUCACACCCAUGGAAGCCGACAUCCUCUUCCACUUUGCCAGUCUGGACGAGCCUUCAGGCCGUCUCGGUCUCUCCGAUUUCGCCAAGGUUCUCGACCCAUCCUGGACGAACAGAGGUGUGGCUGUCGAGGCGGACAGCAGCAGUGCGGUCCAAGUGGCCAAGUCUGCUUCCAAGUCUUUUGCCAAGAAGGCUGCCGAGUCGGCGUACAACUUUGGGCUCGGCAGCUUGGCUGGUGCAUUCGGUGCCUUCAUGGUGUACCCAAUCGAUCUUGUCAAGACCCGCCUGCAGAACCAGAGAGGUGCCGAUCCUGGCCAGCGGCUCUACAAGAACUCGAUUGAUUGCUUCCGCAAGGUGGUUGCCAACGAGGGUUUCCGCGGUCUCUACUCUGGAGUGUUGCCACAGCUCGUUGGUGUCGCCCCGGAGAAGGCCAUCAAGCUGACAGUGAACGACCUUGUGCGCGGCUACUUCACCGACAAGAAGUCUGGUCAGAUCAAGCUGCCGUAUGAGAUUCUUGCCGGUGGUUCUGCAGGAGCCUGCCAAGUUGUCUUCACCAACCCUCUCGAGAUUGUCAAAAUUCGUCUGCAGGUACAAGGAGAGAUGGCCAAGGUUGCUGGUGCCCAGAAGCGCUCUGCCAUGUGGAUCGUCAAGAACCUGGGUCUCGCUGGCCUGUACAAGGGCGCGUCGGCGUGUCUGCUGCGUGACGUGCCAUUCUCUGCAAUCUACUUCCCCGCCUACAGCCAUCUCAAGAAGGACGUGUUUGGCGAGUCGCAGACUAAGAAGCUGGGCGUGCUGCAGCUGCUCACCGCCGGUGCCAUCGCGGGUAUGCCGGCCGCCUACCUGACGACGCCGUGUGAUGUCAUCAAGACCCGCCUCCAGGUCGAGGCCCGCAAGGGCGACACCAGCUACACGGGCCUGCGCCACUGCGCGCAGACCAUCUGGAAGGAGGAGGGCUUCAGGGCGUUCUUCCGGGGUGGGCCCGCCCGUAUCUUCCGGUCGUCGCCGCAGUUCGGCUUCACGCUCGCCGCGUACGAGGUGCUCCAGAGCGUCCUCCCGUUCCCCGGCAAGGCGCCGACAGAGCAGGUCCACACGGGCGUCGCGGAAGCCGUGGGCACGCUGACGCCCCGCGCCGACACGUCGUCGCCGCACUACCGGAGCCGCAACGCGCUCAAGCUCAUCCUCGACAUUGACGAGGACUUUGGCAAGGUCCGCAUGCCCGACCAAGUCGCGUGGAAGGCCGUGCCCAAGUUUGCGAGUGCCUAA
Microdochium trichocladiopsis is the source of this 2103-nucleotide messenger RNA. Its product is annotated as mitochondrial carrier protein. Lineage: Eukaryota; Fungi; Ascomycota; Sordariomycetes; Xylariales; Microdochiaceae. Gene Ontology annotation, biological process: aspartate transmembrane transport; malate-aspartate shuttle; L-glutamate transmembrane transport. The record is from RefSeq and is a predicted model, not a curated record. The coding region runs from base 1 to 2103 and encodes 700 amino acids. The transcript has 3 exons. Gene Ontology annotation, molecular function: L-aspartate transmembrane transporter activity; calcium ion binding; L-glutamate transmembrane transporter activity.